Messenger RNA from Daucus carota subsp. sativus, 3988 nucleotides. RefSeq names its product ABC transporter B family member 9. Gene Ontology annotation, cellular component: membrane. Gene Ontology annotation, molecular function: ATP hydrolysis activity; ABC-type oligopeptide transporter activity; ATP binding. Lineage: Eukaryota; Viridiplantae; Streptophyta; Magnoliopsida; Apiales; Apiaceae. Gene Ontology annotation, biological process: transmembrane transport. The record is from RefSeq and is a predicted model, not a curated record. The coding region runs from base 74 to 3853 and encodes 1259 amino acids. The transcript has 12 exons.
AAAUUACACACAUAAUUUACAGCCAGCUGUGUAUGUUUACAUGCAAGCAUAGUGAUCGCUAGGGCUUAAGAAAAUGAAUGACAAUGAAAGUGGAGAAAACAGAGUUAGAAGAGGAGAUGAGAAAGUUGCCUUUUACAAACUGUUUGUGUUUGCAGAUAGAUUAGAUGUGUUGUUAAUGAUCACUGGGGUGAUCGGGGCUGUUGCCAAUGGAUUGACACAGCCUCUCAUGUUGGUUGUGAUGAGCCAGCUUAUUAAUACUUUUGGGAAAACUAAUGGUGAUGAUAUUACUCGUGAAAUCUCUAAGGUAUGCCUUCUGUAUGUAUACUUGGCCAUUGGUGCAGGCAUUGCUUCAGUUCUACAGGUAUCUUGUUGGAUGGUGUCUGGGGAGAGACAGGCUGCUCGUAUACGUGGACUCUACUUAAAAACAAUAUUGAGACAGGACAUUGCAUUCUUCGACACUGAAACAACAACUGGAGAGGUCAUUGGGAGAAUGUCUGGCGACACCAUUCUCAUCCAAGAUGCCAUGGGUGAAAAGGUUGGGAAAUUCAUUCAGCUUAUGUCAACAUUUAUGGGAGGCUUUGUGAUUGCUUUUGUAAGAGGAUGGCUCCUUGCUCUAGUUCUAACUUCUUGCAUUCCUGCUGUUCUCAUUGCUGGCGGAUUCAUGGGAUUAAUAAUGGCCAAAAUGUCAAGUCGUAGUCAGGUUGCUUAUGCUGAAGCUGGAAAUGUAGUUGAACAAACCAUUGGAGCCAUUCGAACUGUCGUUUCCUUUACUGGGGAGAAGAAUGCAAUGGAAAAGUAUGAUAGCAAGAUUCUUAUUGCUUAUGCCACUGCAAAGCACAAUGGCAUAGCCUCAGGAUUAGGUAUUGGCGCAGUGAUAUUGAGCGUUUUCAGCACUUAUGGACUAGCCAUAUGGUAUGGAUCAAAGCUUAUCAUAGAAAAAGGGUAUGAUGGUGGAAAGGUCAUGAACGUUAUCAUGUCAAUCAUCACUGGGGGCAUUUCAUUAAGCCAAACACUGCCAAGUUUAAGUGCAUUUUCAGCAGGGCAGGCUGCAGCCUAUAAAAUGUUUGAGACAAUCAACCGUAAACCAAAUAUUGAUGCAUAUGAUACCAGUGGAGUUGUAUUGAGUGACAUCAAAGGUGCUAUUGAGCUGAAAGAUGUGUAUUUUAGGUAUCCAGCAAGGCCUGACGUGCAAAUAUUUUCUGGUUUAUCGUUAAGCAUAUCGAGUGGUGUAACUGCAGCGCUGGUUGGGCAAAGUGGAAGUGGGAAAUCAACAGUUAUUAGUCUUCUGGAAAGAUUUUAUGAUCCCGACUCUGGUCAAGUCCUUAUUGACGGGGUUGAUUUGAAGAGAUUUCAGCUUAAAUGGAUAAGAGGGAACAUGGGGCUUGUGAGUCAAGAACCAGUUUUGUUUGCUACAACAAUAAAAUCAAAUAUCGCUUAUGGAAAGGAAAAUGCUACUGAAGAGGAGAUAAGAAUGGCUAUUGAGCUGGCCAAUGCUGCAACGUUCAUUGACAAAUUACCCGAGGGUCUGGACACAAUGGUAGGUGAACAUGGAACUCAGAUGUCUGGUGGGCAAAAGCAAAGAAUUGCAAUUGCAAGGGCUAUCCUGAAGAACCCCAAAAUUAUUCUUCUCGAUGAAGCAACAAGUGCUCUUGAUGCUGAAUCAGAAAGUGUUGUGCAAAAUGCACUCGAGAAGGUCAUGAAAAACAGAACUACUGUUGUUGUUGCACAUCGUCUCACGACCAUCAGAAAUGCAGACAUGAUAGCUGUUGUUCAUGCUGGGAAACUCGUAGAGAAAGGAACUCAUGAUGAGUUGAUUAAAGAUCCAGAAGGUGCCUACACUCAGUUAAUCCGAAUGCAAGGUGGGGGUACUAAUCAGGGUGAAGCAACUCGAGAUGUGGAAGCAGAAGAGGAUGAUAAAAACAUUAGCAGCUCCUCUAGCCAAGGAUUUUCCACUAUGAGAUCCUUAAGCAGAGGGUCUAGUCGAUCUUCAUAUCUAGCUUCUGUUCCAGGUUUCAACCAUAUUGAUGAAUCUCUCCUAGGAGAUGGUGAGAAUAGCACUACCAGAAGAGAAAACAAUGAAACUGAUAAGCAAAAGAAGGAAGAUUUUAUUUGGUGGCGGUUGGCCUAUUUAAACAAACCGGAGCUUUCAGUUUUGAUCCUUGGCUCAGUUGCAGCAUGUAUCAAUGGUGUGGUCUUCCCUUUGUUUGGUCUAUUAAUAUCAAAGGCCAUCAAGAUUUUCUUUGAACCUCAUGCUAAGCUACGAAAGGAUUCUAGAUUUUGGGCACUCAUGUAUGUUGGUCUUGGUUGCGUUACCAUUGUUGUCAUACCAGUGCAGAAUUAUUUCUUUGGAGUAGCAGGAGGAAAAUUAAUUCAACGAAUUCGCUCAUUAUCAUUCCAGAAGAUUGUGCACCAGGAAAUUAGUUGGUUUGAUGACCCUGCAAACUCUAGUGGAGCAGUUGGUGCCCGAUUAUCAACUGAUGCUACAACAGUCCGAAGUCUUGUUGGUGAUGCAUUGGCAUUGAUUGUCCAAAACAUGGCAACAAUAGUAGCCGGAGUUGUUAUAUCAUUCACUGCUAAUUGGAUGCUUGCACUGAUAAUUGUAGCGGUUCUUCCUUUGAUGCUACUGCAAGGACUCCUUCAGACAAAGUUUAAUAAAGGGUUUAGUGCCGAUGCCAAGGUGAUGUAUGAACAAGCCAGUCAAGUUGCAAACGAUGCAGUUGGCAGCAUAAGAACUGUUGCAUCAUUUUGUGCUGAAGACAAAGUGAUGGCUAUGUACCAAAAGAAAUGUGAUGGCCCCAUGAAAUCAGGGAUUAGGCUUGGAAUUGUGAGCGGUGUUAGUUUCGGCAUGGGUUCUUCAGUUAUCUUCUUAGUUAACUCUUUCAUUUUCUACAUUGGAUCAGUCCUGGAGAAGCAUGGGAAAGCUACUUUUGCUGAAAUUUUCAGAGUUUUCUUUGCUCUUACGAUGACGGCGAUCGGAGUUAGUCAGACCAUUGGCAUGGCACCAGAUCUUGAGAAGGUCAAGAACUCAGCUGCUUCUAUUUUCAAAAUUCUUGAUAGUAAACCCAAAAUAGAUUCCAGCAAUGAUGAAGGCUUGAUGAUAGAUACUGUAAAAGGUGAUGUUGAAUUGCGGAAUGUCAGCUUCAAGUACCCGACAAGACCCAAUAUUCCAAUUUUCGUAGAUUUGUGCUUAAUUAUACCCUCUGGCAAGACUGUAGCACUUGUUGGAGAGAGUGGAAGUGGAAAAUCUACGGUAAUUAGUCUGAUUGAGAGGUUCUAUGAUCCUGAUGGCGGUCACAUUUAUCUCGAUGGUGUGGAACUCAAGACAUUGAAGCUUAACUGGCUAAGGCAACAAAUAGGAUUAGUAAGUCAGGAGCCUGUGCUGUUCAACGAGACCAUCCGUGAGAACAUUGCCUAUGGUAAAAACGGUGAAGCUACUGAGGAAGAGAUUAUUGCAGCAACAAGAUCCUCAAAUGCACAUGACUUCAUAUCAGCAUUACCCCAGGGGUAUGACACAAAUGUUGGCGAGAGAGGGGUGCAAUUAUCUGGCGGACAGAAGCAACGAAUAGCGAUUGCAAGGGCUAUAAUCAAGGACCCGAAGAUCCUUUUGCUUGAUGAAGCCACAAGCGCCCUUGACACAGAAUCGGAGAGAAUAGUCCAGGAUGCAUUGGACAGAGUUAUGGUGAACAGAACGACGGUUGUGGUGGCACAUCGACUAGGCACCAUUAAAGGCGCGGAUAUUAUAGCAGUUGUGAAGAAUGGUGUGAUUGCCGAGAGAGGAAAUCACAAUGCACUUGUGAGCAUUCCUAAUGGAGUGUAUGCUUCUCUUGUUGCACUUCACAUGACCUCAACAUGAAUGUAUUAUCAAAGGUUACACCAAAUGUUGGAUAAGCCAGAAUAGUGAGGCUUCCACUAUAGUAGUUGUGCAGCUACUGACACAUAGGUCCUUGUAAUAUUUCGCAAUCUGCAAUUUUUUAAAAUGGCUGUUUCU